UUGCAAUGAGAGGCUUUAUAAUGUAUGGUGGUAUAAUUGAUAGUGCUUACCGGGGAGAGUUAAAGGUCAUUUUAUACAAUACCACUCCAGAUUCUUUUGCUAUAAAACCUCAGAUGCAGGUUGCUCAAUUGUUAGUGGAACCUUGUCAGCAAUUAACCCCUGAGGAAAUCUGCCCCAACAGAGGCUACAUACAGAACUGGGGGAUUCAGAUCCUGGAGCCAAAAUCCUGGAGCCAAAAUAUGGGUACAGCGUCCAUCAGGUCCCACCCUUAAGACUGGUGACCUUGUAGCUAUAGGAGCAGAAAAUGAAGCACACUACAAUUUCCUAAAGAUGAAAAACAAUAUCAUGUUCCCCUCUGUUUUUGUUAUCACAUGGAAUAACCUAUCUACUAAUGGUCAGCACCUGUGUCUUUGUGUCUGACGCCAAGAUUAAAUUCAUCAACUGGGUAGCCACCGCUGCAGAGGAAGCCAACCGCAGUCAAUGUUGGCUAUGUGGGAAUGAGCUACCUUGGAGAAUCCUCCCUGCUAACAUUUCUGAAUGACUAUGUCGCUACCAAUGGGACCACAACAACAACACUUGCAAUCCAACCUGGACUUUCUUUGACCAAACCAAGCCUUGGUACUCUGGGGUUUCUCCUGCCAGACAAUUGUCAACACAUGCUCCAAAUCAACAACAUUACCCCCAAUGAAACACAAUCUCUUUCCUACUUUUAUAACACAUUAGUACACUAUGAUUACAGUAACUCCAUUGCUGUCCCCUGCAGGGCCCUCUGGGUAUGCGGAUCCUAUGGGUGGCGAUACCUGCCCCCAUAUUGGAUGGGGAGAUGCACUUGGGGGUGGCCAUUAAUUCCAUUCACCAUCCGGGAUAAUAUUCCCCUCCCCAGUAAUCUAGAUGCUUACAAACAUCCCUGGUUAGAAUGCACCCGACUCCGUAGGGGUGGUAUCCUAUCACAGCAUUCUCCCCUGCGGCCGAUACAAUCCUGCUUCAGCAACAAAUUAAAAUAUUAAGCUCACUUCUAAGAAAAGCUCUUAAUGAUAGUAGCACUGGAUGUAUGUUGUUAUCAGAUGAAUUUGCUCAGCUACGUACUGUUGUGUUGCAAAUGGAAAGGCAUUAAAUAUGCUUACUGCAGCCCAAGGAGGGGUUCGCACCUUACUGCAUACUGGAUGUUAUGUGUAUAUCCCUGACAAUUCUCACAAUAUUACUUUCCUUGCAAAGCCAUGAUGGGUGUGUUAUUAAUUUUGCUUUUAAUUCUCCUGUGCUUACCCUGUAUCUGUAAUCUCUAUCAACUAUGCCUUCCCCAUGUAUCUGUAGGGGUAUUUUCCUGCGAUUGAGUAUCAGAUUGAAGCCGAAUGUGGAGGAAAACUUAAAUAUUAAAUUUGAACUCAAUUGAACAUGGACACAAACAAUGGUCACCAAGUCCCGGAACAGGUGGUGUGAGCCCCUUGAGGAAUUCAUCGAGCGCUGUUUCAAAUAAAUCCCUAUUUAAAUUCCUAUUUGUUAGUUAUUGAAACACAACAGACAAUCGCAAACACAAGUUGACCUUUUUGUGUUCCUUGAGUCCAGUCGGGAAGGGCCCUUGUGACUGGGUCUCAUGUCAAACAACUUGUUACAGUAAGAGCUAGGGUCCCAGACCAUGCGGAAACUUAUGAGAAUCCUCCGUAGUCUGGUGAGUGUAGUGUCCGACUCUGGAGCCCAGGCUGUUGCUUCCCGGUCUGGUGGUGAAUCCUCCACAGUCUGGUGAGUGUACAUAUAAAUAUAUCUUUUCCUUCUCCCCUUCCCAUUGCAAUUUGCUUAUUAUAUCAUUUGCUUAUUAUAUCCGCGUUGCCAUUUAAUUGGGAUAAAGGUUGUUUACCCUUAAAAGUAUGGUGUGUGUGUCUUUUCUUCUUCCCUUGCGCCUUUCUCGCACAGAACAAUAGGCUCGUCCAUUACUUCCAGUCGUUACAUUUCUUGGAAGUUUCGUAAUCCGGUGCUGAUUCUAGUGUUUGGAUGCCCAUACUAAGUUUCUGCUUUUCAAGAUGUCAAUUUAACACCUCACCUCGCAAUCACGUUGUUCUAAUUUUAACAAUUAUUUAUUGAACCCUUAAGUUCUAGACACUGCAGAAUGCUUUACCUAAGAUUUUCCAAUUUCGUUCUCAAAACUUCCCCGUGCGUUGGUCGCUAUUAACUCCAUUUGACAGAUCUGGAAACUGGGGCCCAGAGAGGCUAGUCUAGGCCACUCAGCUAGUCACUCUUGGAGCGGGGCCUCUGAUCUAGCUAGUGGUGUAAUAGAAAUUGUAAAUCAUUUCAAAGAAUAUAUAUAUUUCCCGUAACACCCUAGAGUUUUCUCCUAGCCCAAGAAUUGUCCUUUUUGACCUCUGGUGAUUGUUUCUCCUUGAGCCAGAUAAGCUGCAAACCUGUUGGAAGCAGUGAAGGGCCAUAGGGAAGAGCAGCCUUUGCGGAGACAGCCACCUGAAAUUCUGCUCCACAACCUCCGCUCCAGGAGAGCGGGCCGAACGCACCGCGGUCGCAGCUUUCCUGAGGACACGGGUCCCCAUGUCACUAGCGACACCUGCGCUCCGGACCCAAAGCACAAUCACAAAGUGCGGGACCUUUGGGCGGUGCUGGGCGGCCUGGCCCCGCAGCCACUGGGCCGGUUGGUCCCGCAGGACUCUGCUCCGUGGAGCUUUUGUCCUUGGGCCGGGGCCCUGCGACCCGCGCUACCCAGGUCGAGCCCCGCCAGGAGGCUCCCUCCUCCCGCCAUUCUCCAGAGAGUAGGGGGUCGGGAAGGAGAGAACGGCGGGGCGGGGCCUGCCAACCCAAGGACGUCACGGUCCCAGGUGCGAGUGCGAGCGGGCGGGAGUCCACCCCGCGCCUCCCUCCUCUGCUGAACUCCCCACCUCUGUAAAAGCGGCCCGGGCCGGCCCCCGGCUCCAUUUUCUCGCGGCGGACACACCUGGAGCCGCGCCUUUGGGUUGGGCUGGGCUGGGCCGCGCAACCGCCACGGGAAGACAGCCCUCGGGGCGGAGAGGGAGAGGGUGGCCGGGCCGGGGGGAGGCCGGGGCCAGGGAGGAGCCGAGUGCGCGCUCGGGGCAGGCGGCGGCGCGGAGCGGUGCGGCGGCGGGAGGCGGAGGCGAGGGUGCGAUGGCGCGGAGCCCGGGACGCGCGUACGCCCUGCUGCUUCUCCUGAUCUGCUUUAACAUUGGAAGUGGACUUCACUUACAGGUCUUAAGCACAAGAAAUGAAAAUAAGCUGCUUCCUAAACAUCCUCAUUUGGUGCGGCAAAAGCGUGCCUGGAUCACCGCCCCUGUGGCUCUUCGGGAGGGAGAGGAUCUGUCCAAAAAGAAUCCAAUUGCCAAGAUACAUUCUGAUCUUGCAGAAGAAAGAGGACUCAAAAUUACUUACAAAUACACUGGAAAAGGGAUUACAGAGCCACCUUUUGGUAUAUUUGUCUUUAAUAAAGACACUGGAGAACUGAAUGUUACCAGCAUUCUUGAUCGAGAAGAAACACCAUUUUUUCUGCUAACAGGUUACGCUUUGGAUGCAAGAGGAAACAAUGUAGAGAAACCCUUAGAGCUACGCAUUAAGGUUCUUGAUAUCAAUGACAACGAACCAGUGUUCACACAGGAUGUCUUUGUUGGGUCUGUUGAAGAGUUGAGUGCAGCACAUACUCUUGUGAUGAAAAUCAAUGCAACAGAUGCAGAUGAGCCCAAUACCCUGAAUUCGAAAAUUUCCUAUAGAAUCGUAUCUCUGGAGCCUGCUUAUCCUCCAGUGUUCUACCUAAAUAAAGAUACAGGAGAGAUUUAUACAACCAGUGUUACCUUGGACAGAGAGGAACACAGCAGCUACACUUUGACAGUAGAAGCAAGAGAUGGCAAUGGAGAAGUUACAGACAAACCUGUAAAACAAGCUCAAGUUCAGAUCCGUAUUUUGGAUGUCAAUGACAAUAUACCUGUAGUAGAAAAUAAAGUGCUUGAAGGGAUGGUUGAAGAAAAUCAAGUCAAUGUAGAAGUUACGCGCAUAAAAGUGUUCGAUGCAGAUGAAAUAGGUUCUGAUAAUUGGCUGGCAAAUUUUACAUUUGCAUCAGGAAAUGAAGGAGGUUAUUUCCACAUAGAAACAGAUGCUCAAACUAAUGAAGGAAUUGUGACCCUUGUUAAGGAAGUAGAUUAUGAAGAAAUGAAGAAUCUUGACUUCAGUGUUAUUGUCGCUAAUAAAGCAGCUUUUCACAAGUCAAUUAGGAGUAAAUACAAGCCUACACCCAUUCCCAUCAAGGUCAAAGUGAAAAAUGUGAAAGAAGGCAUUCAUUUUAAAAGCAGCGUCAUCUCAAUUUAUGUUAGCGAGAGCAUGGAUAGAUCAAGCAAAGGCCAAAUAAUUGGAAAUUUUCAAGCUUUUGAUGAGGACACUGGACUACCAGCCCAUGCAAGAUAUGUAAAAUUAGAAGAUAGAGAUAAUUGGAUCUCUGUGGAUUCUGUCACAUCUGAAAUUAAACUUGCAGAACUUCCUGAUUUUGAAUCUAGAUAUGUUCAAAAUGGCACAUACACUGUAAAGAUUGUGGCCAUAUCAGAAGAUUAUCCUAGAAAAACCAUCACUGGCACAGUCCUUAUCAAUGUUGAAGACAUCAAUGACAACUGUCCCACACUGAUAGAGCCUGUGCAGACAAUCUGUCACGAUGCACAGUAUGUGAAUGUUACUGCAGAGGACCUGGAUGGACACCCAAACAGUGGCCCUUUCAGUUUCUCCGUCAUUGACAAACCACCUGGCAUGGCAGAAAAAUGGAAAAUAGCACGCCAAGAAAGUACCAGUGUGCUGCUGCAACAAAGUGAGAAAAAGCUUGGGAGAAGUGAAAUUCAGUUCCUGAUUUCAGACAAUCAGGGUUUUAGUUGUCCUGAAAAGCAGAUCCUUACACUCACAGUUUGUGAGUGUCUGCAUGGCAGCGGCUGCAGGGAAGCACAGCACGACUCCUAUGUGGGCCUGGGACCCGCAGCAAUUGCGCUCAUGAUUUUGGCCUUUCUGCUCCUGCUAUUGGUACCACUUUUACUGCUGAUGUGCCAUUGCGGAAAGGGCGCCAAAGGCUUUACCCCCAUACCUGGCACCAUAGAGAUGCUGCAUCCUUGGAAUAAUGAAGGAGCACCACCUGAAGACAAGGUGGUGCCAUCAUUUCUGCCAGUGGAUCAAGGGGACAGUCUAGUAGGAAGAAAUGGAGUAGGAGGUAUGGCCAAGGAAGCCACGAUGAAAGGAAGUAGCUCUGCUUCCAUUGUCAAAGGGCAACAUGAGAUGUCUGAGAUGGAUGGAAGGUGGGAAGAACACAGAAGCCUGCUUUCUGGUAGAGCUACCCAGUUUACAGGGGCCACAGGCGCUAUCAUGACCACUGAAACCACGAAGACCGCAAGGGCCACAGGAGCUUCCAGAGACAUGGCCGGAGCUCAGGCAGCUGCUGUUGCACUGAACGAAGAAUUCUUAAGAAAUUAUUUCACUGAUAAAGCGGCCUCUUACACUGAGGAAGAUGAAAAUCACACAGCCAAAGAUUGCCUUCUGGUUUAUUCUCAGGAAGAAACUGAAUCGCUGAAUGCUUCUAUUGGUUGUUGCAGUUUUAUUGAAGGAGAGCUAGAUGACCGCUUCUUAGAUGAUUUGGGACUUAAAUUCAAGACACUAGCUGAAGUUUGCCUGGGUCAAAAAAUAGAUAUAAAUAUGGAAAUUGAGCAGAGACAAAAACCUGCCACAGAAACAAGUAUGAACACAGCUUCACAUUCACUCUAUGAGCAAACUAUGGUUAAUUCAGAGAAUACCUACUCCUCUGGCAGUAGCUUCCCAGUUCCAAAAUCUUUGCAAGAAGCCAAUGCAGAGAAAGUAACUCAGGAAAUAGUCACUGAAAGAUCUGUGUCUUCUAGGCAGGCGCAAAAGGUAGCUACACCUCUUCCUGACCCAAUGGCUUCUAGAAAUGUGAUAGCAACAGAAACUUCCUAUGUCACAGGGUCCACUAUGCCACCAACCACUGUGAUCCUGGGUCCUAGCCAGCCACAGAGCCUUAUUGUGACAGAGAGGGUGUAUGCUCCAGCUUCUACCUUGGUAGAUCAGCCUUAUGCUAAUGAAGGUACAGUUGUGGUCACUGAAAGAGUAAUACAGCCUCAUGGGGGUGGAUCGAAUCCUCUGGAAGGCACUCAGCAUCUUCAAGAUGCACCUUACGUCAUGGUGAGGGAAAGAGAGAGCUUCCUUGCCCCCAGCUCAGGUGUGCAGCCUACUCUGGCCAUGCCUAAUAUAGCAGUAGGACAGAAUGUGACAGUGACAGAAAGAGUUCUAGCACCUGCUUCCACUCUGCAAUCCAGUUACCAGAUUCCCACUGAAAAUUCUAUGAAGGCUAGGAACACCACGGUGUCUGGAGCUGGAGUCCCUGGCCCUCUGCCAGAUUUUGGUUUAGAGGAAUCUGGUCAUUCUAAUUCUACCAUAACCACAUCUUCCACCAGAGUCACCAAGCAUAGCACUGUACAGCAUUCUUACUCCUAAACAGCAGUCAGCCACAAACUGACCCAGAGUUUAAUUAGCAGUGACUAAUUUCAUGUUUCCAAUGUACCUGAUUUUUCAUGAGCCUUACAGACACACAGAGACACAUACACAUUGAUCUUAAAAUUUUUCUCAGUCACUGAUAUGCAAAGGACCACACUGUCUCUCCUUCCAGGAGUGUAUUUUAGAAAUGUUCCACAAUUUACUGAGGACAUAGAGAUGAUGAUGCUGCUUAGGUGCCUUUUAGCAAGCUAUGCAAACAAUCCUGAUAAAACAAGAUACAUACAGAGUCAAUCUGGCUUCUGAGAAUUUACCAAGUGAACAGAGUAUCUAGUUCAUCAGCCGUCCAGUAAAGCAACCCAGGAAACUGAUUGGGUCUCUUUGCCUACCAUAUUAACAUUAAACAUUGAUGUUCUGUAUUCUGUACUUUACUGCAUCUAGCAUAUUUUCAACAACUCAUUGAUCCAAAGAUGAUACAUGCACAGUCUGAGCACCAGUUAUGGUGCUCAUAACUUCUUUAAGACUUGAACCCUUUUAAUCUGUGUGUGAUUCAUUAAAUUGGACCAUUGAUGAUAAGAAUACACAUUGUAUGUUUCUGUGCACAUGACUUGUGUGUGUGUGUGCACAUACAUACUGUAUAGUCUUAAAAAUAGCAUUAUACUGGCCAAGGGUGGUGGCUAACGCCUGUAAUCCCAGCACUUUGGGAGGCCGAGGCGGGUGGAUCAACUGAGGUCAGGAGUUUGAGAUCAGCCAGGCCAACCUGGUGAAACCCCGUCUCUACUAAAAAUACAAAAAUUAGCUGGGCGUGAUGGUGGGUGCCUGUAAUCCCAGCUACUUGGGAGGCUGAGGCAGGAGAAUCACUUGAACCCGGGAGGCAGAGAUUGCAGUGAGCCGAGAUCGCACCAUUGCACUCCAGUCUGGGCAACAGAGUGAGAUUCCGUCUAAAAAAAAAAAAGAAAAGAAAAAAAAAAAUAGCAUUAUACCUCUUCCUCGUCUCAACCGCCAUGAAAAUUCUGAACACUCCAAAUUCAGUUGAAUAAUCCAAAACAAAAUUUAUAAGUAUAAAAUAAUUUUACUUCUUAUAGUAAUAGUAUACUUAAAAAAGCCUCAGGGUAUAUUAUCUUCUAAACAGCUACAAUUCAGUGCAGCUACAUUAACCAACUAUGUUCUCUAGUUGUGAGAACAACUAGGCCUAUUUCACUGCUGUGUAGCCUCAGUGCCUAACAAGGGUGCCAAAUAAAUAUUCGUAGAAUUACACUGAAUUGUAAAAACCAUUCGUUUUUGUUUACGAUUGCCAAAAAUCUCAAAAGGCCCUGUAUUUCUGUAAUUCUUUGAAAUUAUUAUUUUAUUUUGAUUUCUCAGUUAUUGACUGGCUGGGUGUGACUUAGUACAUAAGUACUCAAUAUUAUAAAAACCUCAAAUAAUUGACUUGAUUUUACACAACAUCCUUCCCUUUUCUACAAGUUAAUUUUUUUACAAAUCAUUUGGGUUAUCUCCUAAAUAGGUUAUAUUUUAUUGCUUCUAGAAACAAUGUUUCAAAAUAUAUGUGCAUUAUCAGUAAUAAUUUGUAUAAAUAUUUCCCACAACAAUUUUCAUAAUUUUCAAAGACUAAUUUCUUGACUGAAGAUAUUUUGCUAGGGAAGUGAAACUUUAAAAUUUUGUAGACUUUAAAAAAUAUUGUUGAAUGGUGUCAUGCAAAGGAUUUAUAUAGUGUGCUCCCACUAACUGUGUACAGAUCAGGACACAUAUUUUUAGACAUCUAAGUCUGUAGCUUAAAUGGAGGUUACUCUUCCAUCAUCUAGAAUUGUUUACUUAGUAAUUGUUGUUUCUUUUAUUAUUAUAGACUUACUAUCAGUUUUAUUUUGCCAAGUAUGCAACAGGAAUAUCACUAGUAUAUGAAAAUGUAAAUAUCACCUAUGUACUCAAACAAAAGUUGGUCUUAAGCUUCCACCUUGAGCAGCCUUGGAAACCUAACCUGCCUCUUAUAGCAUAAUCACAUUUUCUAAAUGAUUUUCUUUGUUCCUGAAAAAGUGAUUUGUAUUAGUUUUACAUUUGUUUUUUGGAAGAUUAUAUUUGUAUAUGUAUCAUCAUAAAAUAUUUAAAUAAAAAGUAUCUUUAGAGUGA
Molecule: messenger RNA, 8598 nt
Organism: Pan troglodytes (chimpanzee)
Lineage: Eukaryota; Metazoa; Chordata; Mammalia; Primates; Hominidae
Gene: DSG2
Product: desmoglein 2
Exons: 15
Coding region: 3121-6477 (1118 amino acids)
Biological process (GO): homophilic cell-cell adhesion
Cellular component (GO): desmosome; plasma membrane
Molecular function (GO): calcium ion binding
Source: RefSeq, a predicted model, not a curated record